This is a messenger RNA of Aspergillus pseudonomiae, 418 nucleotides long. RefSeq lists its product as uncharacterized. The record is from RefSeq and is a predicted model, not a curated record. The transcript has a single exon. The coding region runs from base 144 to 371 and encodes 75 amino acids. Lineage: Eukaryota; Fungi; Ascomycota; Eurotiomycetes; Eurotiales; Aspergillaceae.
GCGAAACAAUUGCUCUACCGAGAGCUUCUUUGUGAUGACCGAGCCCUAAAAGCCAGCCCUCUCUCUACGCAUGAUACAUACAUACAUACGUCCUCAGAUCAGACCCAAUUAGACGAACUCCGAUUACGACUGCCCCGAUCCCAAUGUGUCGGGUCACACGCGUUAUCCACAAGGAGUGCGGACAUGUCAACGACCAUGUCGAUAUGGAUUGUAACAGACCGAAGCUCAAGCUCAAGGAUGCUCGAUGCGAUGCUUGGGAUCAGCCGCACUGCGCCAUAACCUAUGUCCGUCUUUUGAAGUCCGCGGAGGGGUACGAGUGCAUGAAAUGCAACAAUGAGUUGUCUGACGAUGAGAAAUCGAAUGGUUCUUGACCGUGGCUCGAGAUAUGCGGGCUUGAGGUCCUCUCCAUGACGUUAAU